AUUUUUUAAACUUCUGAUGGAAGCCAUCAGAAAGAAGAAUAAUAAAGCCUCAGCCUUCAGAAGCGUAAACACUCGAAGAGCUACACAGCGGGAUCUAGACAACGUGGGAGAGUCAGGGAGGAAUCGGGGAGAGCAGGAAGGUGAUGAGGACGAGGAGGGGCACAUUGUGGAUGCUGAAGCCGAGGAGGGGGAUGCUGAUGCCUCUGAUGCCAAACGCAAGGAGAAGCAAGAGGAGGAGGUUGAUUAUGAGAGCGAGGAGGAGGAGGAGAAGGAGGGAGAGGAGAACGAGGAUGAGGACGUGCAGGAGGAGAGGGGUGUCCAUGGUGAAGGCUCCCACAGGGCCCAGGAGCAGGAUGAAGACGUGGGUUCAGGCCCUGAAGAUACCUCGCCCUCCUGGAAACCCUCCCGCAGUCGGGCACCCCAGGGAGCUGAGGCCGUGGAGCGCAGGGUCCAGGCCGUGCGUGAAGCCCACCAGUUCAUAGAGAACUACCAGUACGACACUGAGGAUAGCCUGUGGUGCGAGGUGACAUUGAAGCUCCCUCUGAUCAAGAUGAACUUCGACAUGAGCUCCCUGGUAGUGUCUUUGGCUCAUGAUGCUGUCGUCUACGCAACCAAGGGCAUCACUCGGUGCCUCCUGAAUGAAACCACCAACAGCAAGAAUGAGAAGGAGUUUGUGCUAAACACAGAAGGAAUCAACCUCCCGGAGCUGUUUAAGUACAACGAAAUUCUGGAUCUGCGCCGCCUCUAUUCCAAUGACAUUCAUGCCAUGGCUAACACAUAUGGCAUCGAGGCCGCACUGAGGGUGAUCGAGAAGGAGAUCAAAGACGUGUUUGCAGUGUACGGCAUCGCUGUCGAUCCUCGCCAUCUCUCCCUGGUCGCUGAUUAUAUGUGCUUCGAGGGUGUUUAUAAGCCACUGAAUCGCUAUGGGAUCCGGUCCAACUCCUCCCCUCUACAGCAGAUGACGUUUGAAACCAGCUUCCAGUUUCUGAAGCAAGCCACCUUGAUGGGAGCCCAUGAUGAGCUGAGGUCUCCUUCAGCCUGCCUCGUGGUCGGGAAGGUCGUCAAGGGCGGGACGGGCCUGUUCGAACUCAAGCAGCCCCUGAGAUAGCAACCACCGUGGCACCAUCUGCCAGUCAGAGGACCUGGGUAAGGGCCUGGCCUACCCUCUGCAUGAGAGGAUCAGGAGAACAGAAUCCAGGAUGGUUCAGAGUGACAUUGCAGAGCACGGUAGUGACCUUGGGCUCCAAAAAGCAGCUGGCCUCUGGGCUGGGCCAGCUUGACCUGGAAAGCGGAGGCAUUCCUCAGCCCUUCCCCUCCCCAUCUCAGGAAUAUUGACAAGUUUUGCCAAGUCCUCUGAGUCUCUUCCAGCUGGCUGGGCUUCACCCUUGUUGCAGGAAUCCUUGGUGACAAAAUCUCUAAGGAGAAGCACCAAGGCUGUUCACUAGGAAAAGGAGGGGCAUGCUUUGCUGCUGGGGACCCCAGGUACCUCCAGGGUAGGGAAAAAAGGUCCCCUUGCUGUGAGUGGCCAGUGACUGCAGGCAGGAUUCCUGGGGUGCCCAAUGAGUGGGCACGUAGAGCCUGCUGCCCCACAACCUGUUCCUCCCGGCUGCUCCAGCCCCUGGGGGCAGAGGCCCCAAAGAGUUUCCCAUGCAAGGCUUCUUCCC
Molecule: messenger RNA, 1664 nt
Organism: Galeopterus variegatus (Sunda flying lemur)
Lineage: Eukaryota; Metazoa; Chordata; Mammalia; Dermoptera; Cynocephalidae
Product: DNA-directed RNA polymerase I subunit RPA1-like
Exons: 7
Biological process (GO): DNA-templated transcription
Cellular component (GO): RNA polymerase I complex
Molecular function (GO): DNA binding; DNA-directed RNA polymerase activity
Source: RefSeq, a predicted model, not a curated record